Molecule: messenger RNA, 4179 nt
Organism: Cotesia glomerata
Lineage: Eukaryota; Metazoa; Arthropoda; Insecta; Hymenoptera; Braconidae
Gene: mus201
Product: DNA excision repair protein ERCC-5 homolog
Exons: 3
Coding region: 594-4073 (1159 amino acids)
Biological process (GO): nucleotide-excision repair
Cellular component (GO): nucleus
Molecular function (GO): single-stranded DNA binding; DNA endonuclease activity
Source: RefSeq, a predicted model, not a curated record
UAGGUACUAUUUAAUCAUUAUCUCGUCAUUCCGCUGACAGUUUUAAUAGUUAUAAAAUAAUAAUGCUUAGUUACUUUAAAAUAUUCAUAACUGGCCAUGUUUGAAUUAUUAACCAGUAGGGGUAUAGUCUUCGUAUUCGAAUUCGGUCUACUGUGCAUAUAAUAGAUUAUCGUUAUUCUGCAACUAACUAGUAUAGUAUGCAGAAUUGUCUAAUAUAACAAGACAUCCGCUGAUGGGAAAUAAAAUGAAACUUUAUGACCGCAGCGAAUCGAAUUUUACACGUGUGUAUUAUGAAUGAGAAUAUCAAAUGAUCGCGUGUAGAUGUUGGUAGAUAGCCCAUUAUAAACCGCGUGAGAAUGUUAUUAUUUCAAAUUACAAGUAAAUUGUAUUAUUGUGACAUCUUGCGUUGAAAAUUACGAAAUCUUGGCUGAUACUUCAUUACCGACUAGUAUUAAAGACAUGAUCUAUCAUGAUCACUAAAGUACCAAGGUGUUGUUUUUUUUUAUAAAGUGUUGUUAUUGUUUGACAUUUAUAAUAUUAAUAUGAUUAGUUUAUUUAGUUGAGAUUUUGUCAUUUUAAAUUGUUUGUUAACUAUGGGAGUGACUGGAUUGUGGAGGUUAAUUGAAAAAUCUGGUAAACCAGUACCUCUGGAGACUCUAGAAGGAAAAAUUCUUGCUAUAGAUAUAUCAAUUUGGAUCCAUCAGGCAUUGCAGGGCUAUCAAGAUCGUCGAGGACAUGCAGUUCCUAAUGCACAUUUAUUGCUUUUAUUUAAACGUAUAUGCAAGCUUUUGCAUUACAGAAUAAAACCAGUAUUUGUUUUUGAUGGUGGUGUUCCAUUAUUGAAGAAAAAUACGAUAGCUGCAAGAAAAAAACACAAAGCUUUGGCAGCUGGAAAAGCUGAAAAAGUUAAAAAUGAUCUAUUGCAAAACUUGAUGAAAGUGUCAUUGGUAAAAGCUGUGACGUCUAAGAGCAACAAUGACGACCAAGAACAAUCUCAAGGUUCAUCGAGACAGAUUAAGCAAGUUGAUAACAUGUUCAAGUUGCCCGAUUUACCGGAUAAUUUAUCAGAUCAUGAGUCCAGUGACGAAGAGUCCGGGCGUCGAUUGAGUCCUCGCAAGCAGGCAAGAUGGAAAGGUAAUAUUCAUCACGUAGAUAUUAAUAAUGAUGAUUUUCGAGCACUACCAGCAGACGUUCGUUAUGAUAUUCUAACCGACCUGAAGGACACGCGUAAGCAAAAUUCUUGGGGACGUUUUAAAGAAAUGCCGCAGGAUUCCCAGCUGUUUUCUAGCUACCAAAUGAAGCGAUUGCUAAAACGGAGAAAGGUCCAAGAAUCUUUGGAGAUUGCGGAAAAAGAAAUGGGUGGUAAGACACUUACUUUGGAUGAGCUAGAAAAAUUAUUAAAAGAUCAGGGAGUCGAUACAAAGGGUAGAGACGAUACUGCUUUUAGGAUAGCUUCUAAUAGUACUACGCGUUUGGUUUAUGUCAAUGAUCUCAAGGCUCUGAAGUCGAGUCAAGAGGCAAUUGAUGCUAAAGCUGUCGAUAAAUCUCAAUCAGCUGAUUCAAAAUUAUCUGUAUCAAGUGAGUUUUCACAGACGAGUGAUGAUUCGAAACUUUCUGCACUUAGUGAGCCUGGUUGUUCGCAGACAAAUUUAUCUGACGAUGAUUCAAAAUUAUCUUUAAUCAAUGAACCUGAUUGUUCACAAAUGAAUAGUGAAGAUUUAAAUUUACCUGUAGAUAAAAAUCUUGAAGUUCUGAAUGAUAUCGAUGCAUAUGAUUUGGAAGAUGACUGGGAAGAAGAAAUAGCAAUUAAUGAAAAACCCGUUGAGUCUCCUGCGGUUAAAAAAUAUUUUGGUAAGCCUGCUAAUCCUGUGUUGGCUUAUAUGCAAGCACAGUGGGGCUUGUCACAUGAAAAAAUUCUUGAGUUCUUAGAGCAUAGAGAUAAGAAUAAUUCGCCGGAUUUAAAUAAAAGUACAAACGAAAAUAAAAGAAAGAAGUCUGGGAAUAAUCUAUUUUUUGGUGGAAGAAAAAAAUCUAGGACUGAUUCAGAGUCAAGUUUCGAGUCGGUUAAAAUUGAAGAAGUUUCUACGUCAGAAGUAAUAGUUGAAGAAAACACACUAGUGUCUGAUGAUAAAGUUGAAACGAUUAGUAGUUCUUCAGAUUCUGAUGACUUUGUAGAAGUACAAGACGUUCCUAUUCCUCAGAUUAAAGCAGAGAAAAAACUUGAAGUUACUGUUAAGCCUGUUGAUCUAUUGGAUGAAGAAGAAGAUAUGUUUGCUGAUGUUUUUAAAGAUGAAGCUGUAAAAACUAAUCAAAAAGAUGUAUUGAAAAAUGAAAUUGUAAAAACUAAUAAAAAGACGGAUGAUGAAGAUAUUUUUGCUGAUGUAUUUAAUAAUGAAGUUCAAAAUGAAUCAUCAGAUUCAUCGACAAGCAAAUUAGAUACCAUUGAUCUUGAUUCGUCUACUGAUACUUCCUUAGUGAUUAAAUUACCAGCUCAAGUAACUCCAUUGAAAAGAAAAUCAGUAGAUUCUAAAACAGUUGAUCAAUUAAAACCCGGUGUAAUUAAUUUAGAAAUAGAAGACAAGGAAAUUGCUCAUAAAACUCCAGAAAAAUUAAUUGCUCAAAUAACAGAAGAAGAAAUAAAUACAAGCGAAAAUAUAGAAAUAAAAAAUGUACCAGAAUUAGUGACAACAAAUAAAGAAGCUGAGCUGUUAAAAGAGAUUGAAGUUCAAGAACCAUCUGAAGAAAUCGUAGUUAAAAAAAAAUCUAACAAAGUAGAGCAAAUAAUAUCUGGCCUUGAAAAUACUAAAGAAGAAUUAAUAAAUAAAAUGAACAAAAGAGAAGAGUUAUCGGAAAUGAAAUCACAGUUAGAAAAUGAAAAUCAAGAAUUAAGAAGUGAAAUUGGAAAGUUAGAAAGACAAUCAUUGGAAGUAACUGAUCAAAUGCGUUGUGAUGCUCAAGAUCUUUUACGACUAUUCGGUAUUCCGUAUUUGGUAGCUCCUCAGGAAGCCGAAGCUCAGUGCGCGUAUUUAGAAAUUCUUAAUUUGACUGAUGGAACUAUCACAGACGAUUCUGACAUCUGGUUAUUCGGCGGUCGCUGUGUUUACAAAGAUUUUUUCAACAAUCAAAAAGAAGUUUAUGAAUACCGAUCAAAAGACAUUGAACAUCACUUCAAACUAACGAGAAAACAAAUGAUUCAAUUGGCUUUUUUAGUUGGAAGUGAUUACACGAUAGGACUUACAGGAGUUGGUACUGUAACAGCAAUGGAGAUAAUCGCUAAUUUUCCAUCAGAAGGUGAUGAUAUUCUCCGGGGUUUAAUGAACUUUUCUGCGUGGCUUCGUGGUGGGACAUUAAGAACAGAGCCGGGAAGAACUGUGCUGAGGAAUAAAUUAAAAAAUGUCACUGUUGAUCAGGGAUUUCCCAGCCAAGCUGUUGCGCAGGCUUAUUUAUUUCCUACGGUCGACGAGAGCAAAGAAGCUUUCAGUUGGAGCAAACCUAACUUAGUUUUACUGCAAGACUACACGAGAGAAAAAUUUGGCUGGUCUAGACUCAAGUUUGAAGAAACUAUGGCGCCUGUAAUGAAGCGAUUGUUGGACAACAAGUCGCAGAAGAAUAUUAUGGCUUACUUCAAGGUUAGCACGGUGCCCAAGUCCAUUGAAGAAAAAUUAAGCAAGCGGGUACAGAAAGCUGUCAGGAAAAUUGGAGCUCAGGAUGCUGAUGAUGAAGAUCUGGUCGAAGAAGCUGAUCAAGAAACUAAUGAAGAACAAGGAGUUAAGAAGCGUAGAACUUAUAAGAAGAAGACCAAAAUUCCUGAGUUACUUGAUCCGGCUAAAGGAAGUGUUGAUGGAGAGACUAAAGAAGAAAGAAUAAAACGAAUAAAAGAACAGGAAAAAAUGCAGGAAGUUAUUCCACAAAGAGAAAAAGACAAAGCGGAAGCGUUGGAAAAAAAAUUAAAAGCCAUUGAAGUAUUUAGAAAAUCUCGAGCUGGUCCUGGAAAUUCCGGGAAAAAAUCUUUACGUAAAAAAAGAACUAUUAAAAAAGAUGCGGAGCUUUCAGAGUCCGGUGAUAGUGAUUAAAUUAUUUUUGUACUUUUUAAUUUAUUUGUAAAUUUUACUCUUAAAAAUGGUUCAAGUUUUACAGUAUAAAAUAUUUGGUUGAAAUAAAUAAUUGAAUCUUUGAUAA